Molecule: messenger RNA, 1925 nt
Organism: Sinocyclocheilus grahami
Lineage: Eukaryota; Metazoa; Chordata; Actinopteri; Cypriniformes; Cyprinidae
Gene: cdk5
Product: cyclin dependent kinase 5
Exons: 12
Coding region: 155-1033 (292 amino acids)
Biological process (GO): neuron apoptotic process; synaptic vesicle transport; protein phosphorylation
Cellular component (GO): cytoplasm; nucleus
Molecular function (GO): cyclin-dependent protein serine/threonine kinase activity; ATP binding
Source: RefSeq, a predicted model, not a curated record
AGCCGUUAUUGCUCUCUUCAUGUUGCGUACUACGCCCCUUGUUGAUGAAAACGACAGUAAUCAGCUGUACAAUUAAAACAUUUUUUUAACACGUGUGAAAAAAAAUAAGGAGCCAGGACGCUUUAUUUAAAAGCUACUGUAACUGGCUAAAACCAUGCAAAAGUAUGAGAAGUUGGAGAAGAUAGGAGAGGGUACCUAUGGGACCGUUUUCAAGGCUAAAAACAGAGAGACACAUGAGAUUGUGGCCCUCAAACGAGUGAGACUGGACGAUGACGAUGAGGGGGUUCCGAGUUCAGCAUUACGAGAAAUUUGCCUCCUGAAAGAACUGAAGCAUAAAAACAUUGUAAGGUUGCAUGACGUCCUUCACAGUGAUAAGAAGCUGACAUUAGUGUUCGAGUAUUGUGAUCAGGAUUUGAAGAAAUACUUUGACAGCUGUAAUGGCGACUUGGAUCCAGAGAUUGUCAAGUCUUUUAUGUACCAGUUAUUGAAGGGUCUUGCCUUCUGCCACAGCCGAAAUGUUCUCCACCGAGACCUUAAACCUCAAAAUCUGCUCAUCAACAGAAACGGUGAACUGAAGUUAGCUGACUUCGGCUUGGCCAGAGCUUUUGGAAUACCUGUACGCUGUUAUUCUGCUGAGGUGGUGACGUUAUGGUACAGGCCUCCGGACGUGCUGUUUGGUGCUAAGCUUUACUCUACCUCUAUUGACAUGUGGUCUGCAGGGUGUAUAUUUGCAGAAUUGGCAAAUGCAGGACGGCCCUUAUUUCCUGGUAAUGAUGUGGACGACCAACUAAAGAGGAUCUUUAGGUUGCUGGGAACACCGACAGAAGAACAGUGGCAGACUAUGAAUAAACUUCCAGAUUAUAAGCCGUACCCAAUGUAUCCAGCUACUACAUCACUUGUGAACGUCGUCCCGAAACUCAGCAGCUCUGGCAGAGACUUACUCCAGAAUCUUCUGAAAUGCAAUCCAGUUCAGCGAAUUUCGGCAGAGGAAGCCCUGCAGCACCCUUACUUUGCCGAUUUCUGCCCACCCUAAAUGUCAGAUCCCUGCAGCAUCAUUUAUGAACACAGAUGGGCCAGUCUUACCUCGUGAAACACCUUCAACACCUCCAGCGUUCAGUUAUCUUUCAGUUCGAGUUCGGAUCACGCUUGCUAUAUAUAGAAGGUUAGAGGGACCCUGAAACACUCCUCCCUCUAAAUGUUUAUUAUGUUUGAUAAUAUGGAUAUGAUUAUUAUAGUGACACUGUCUAAUGCAGAAAGUGGUGCUGUUAUCCUACAUAAACAUUUUUAUUAUAUUAGUGUGGUCUUAAAGGAACAGUUCACCCAAAACUUAACACUUGUGGGUGAGUUGACUGGAUUUUCAUUUUUGAGUGAGCUAUUGUUUAAACUUUCAAAAUGCUGAUCAUCAUUUGUAGUUACCAAAAUGUCAGACAUCCUGGCCCUACACGAUUCGUUUAGGUGCCAAAUGUGCUGCAUAGAUCUUUAAUGGUUUACAAAAUGCUGCCGUGAAGACUACUUUUUUUUUUUUUCAUUUGUCAAAGAUCAAAUGAGCAGUGUAAUUUAAUAAGGUACAGCGCACGUACUUGAUUUAGCUUAUGUUACAAUAUGUAGUAUUUUUUUAAAAAAGUUACUUUUCCACUUAUGUUUUGUGUUGUACGUUUCAGGAAGGAUAUGGGGAAAAAAUGUGGAGUUAUUCUGCAACUGUCAUUUUGCCAUUUUGUAUGAAUGAGAUUUUAGCAGGAAUUUUAAACAGGUCUGUUAAGUGUUUUCUUAUUAGUUUUGGUUUCGUUUUUUUUUUUUUUCCUCAAAUAAUUUCGGCAGAUCUUGUAGUAUUGCAAACUGACUUUUUUAAUAGAGUACACUGCUUGGACAGUUUCAAAUGAAUAUGGAUUGUGUUCACUUCGCUUUACUGCUGUAUAUGAAAGGAA